Messenger RNA from Saccharomyces mikatae IFO 1815, 2733 nucleotides. It is a transcript of the gene SEC15, whose product is annotated as Rab GTPase-binding exocyst subunit SEC15. Gene Ontology annotation, biological process: exocytosis; intracellular protein transport; Golgi to plasma membrane transport. The transcript has a single exon. Gene Ontology annotation, cellular component: exocyst; membrane. The record is from RefSeq and is a predicted model, not a curated record. Bases 1 to 2733 code for a protein of 910 amino acids. NCBI's taxonomy places the organism in Eukaryota, Fungi, Ascomycota, Saccharomycetes, Saccharomycetales, Saccharomycetaceae.
AUGGAUCAGGAAGGCCAAACAUUGCUUUCAAAAGAGUUUCAAGAAGUCCUGCUGGCUACUGCAUCCGGAAACAAUACAUCAUGGACAGAAAGGACUGUUUCCAACAAUGGGAGUACCGAUACAGGGAAACACGAUCCUAAGCUGGGCCAGAACGAUGUAUUUGACCUAGAUCAUUUAUCCUUCGAUAAAUGGGUGCCUUUUUUAAGAAGCACGCUUGAUAGGAACCAACUGGAUCCCGUGAUUGAUGAAUUGGAGAAUUCGAUUGAAGAUAAUUUUCAAGGGCUAGAGUUGCAGUUAUUACAAGACUCUCAAAUGAAUGAUAAGUUGGAAACAUCUAUAGAUGAGAUUGCGAAUAUUCAAGGUAUGGUACAAGAUACUCUAUCCAGCGAAAUUUCAAAAUUUCAAAUGAAGUUGCGCGAGUCAGCCAAUGAAUUAAUUACCAAAAAGCAAAUGUAUGUUAAUAACAAAAAAAUCUCGCUAAAAAUUUCUGAAGCCACAAUUUUGAUCACCAAGGUUGUUAGAAUUUUGGAAUUAUCUAGCAAGUGUCAAGAAUUGAUUACUGAAAGAAAAUUCUUCAAAGUGCUACAAAACUUGGAUAGCUUAGAGAAAUUAUAUCUACAAGAAUUUAAAAAUUACAAUUUUCAAUUCUUAAUUGAAAUUUACAACUCCAUACCAUUUUUACAGAAGGUCACGAAAGAUGAGUGUAUAAAUUUGAUAAGGAAUUCUUUGAAUCUGAAUUUAGGUAAGAAUUUGAUUAAGGUGGGGCAAGAAUUUGUGGAAAUUUAUGAGAAUGAGUUACUUCCGCAAUGGCUUGAAACAAGAUCUAGAAUGAAAUUGACUAAUUUCAAAUUUAAUUCGCCGGUAGAAAUUUCUAUGAGGGAGGAAUCUUCUCUAGCCAAGGUAAACUUGGGUGAAUUUUUCCAAUUAGAUGACUUUCACGAUUCUAUAAUGAUUUUUCAAAGCUUAAACGAAUUCGGUACUCUUUCGAGUGAGUUCAAUAAAGAAUAUGAACUAAGAAAGACAAAAUUGAUAUAUCCGUUGAUAUGGAAAAAGAAUAAAACGGGCGCAUAUCAAAUGGACUCAUUAUUACGCGGGACUGGUACUACCUCUGGUCCUGCUUCACAUGAAAUCUCUGCAGAUGAUCCUUUUACACAAAAUCUAAGUUUAUCCUUUUUACAGGAUUAUUUUUUGAAAAUUCUCGGGUUCUUAUUGUAUGAUAUCAACUUGAAUAAAGCCACCGAAUUCAUUCUUGUUGAUAAUAACUAUAACUCCACAAAUGAAUUCUGGGAUGGACUUAUGACAAGAUUGACAUCAUACUUAAAGUAUUUUAUCGACGAAAAGCUAACAACAGAGGAAGAUAUGAUCAAAUUGAAAGAUUUUCUCUGUAUUUAUGUUGCUAUUUUAGAAAACUUUAAAUUGAACAUCGAACCUCUCUACAAAAUUCUGGUUUCGAUUUUUGAGAAAUUCUGUUCUGUAUCAUUGAGAGCAUUCGACGAUGAAUUUAAAAUUUUGUUAAAUGAUGAUGAUUUCAUGCCUUUAUCAAUCAAUGACAAGACUUUAUAUGAGAAAGUUCUAAAGAUUUGUUGGAUGAAAGAGGAUGAACACCUUCACGUGCCAGAAUCGACAAGCGGAGAACUGUUUUCUGUGACUUUACCUUUUUCUCCAUUAUAUCCAAUGACAUGUACACUAGCUAAGAAGACAUAUUCUAAAAUAGCCGCAUUUCUAUCCGUAUUCUAUCGUCAUGAAUUGCACACUUUGAACAAUAUCUUGGUGAAAACAAUGGAUGAUGUAUUCAAUGACAUUGUGAACAAAAAAAUUCGUUCUAAACUUGAAAGUACUUCAAGAGAAGAAAUUGCACAAAUUUUAAUCAAUUUAGAUUAUUUCAUCAUAGCAGCAAAGGAAUUCAGCAAUUUCAUGACAAGAGAGAAUAUUUUGCAGAAUCCGGAUAUGGAAAUACGGCUAUCUUCGGUAAAAUAUCUUGCAGAAAGCAGAAAACUAGCAGAAACGAAAUUAAUUGAAUUGAUCGAUUCUAAGAUAUCUGAUAUUCUCGAAACUAUUGAGAUCGACUGGCAGAUAAGGAAGGUUAGGCAAGAUCCAGAUAUUUCCAUCAUUGAUCUGGCACAGUUUUUAGAAAUGAUGUUUGCUAGCACAUUACAAAAUUUACCAUACAGUGUUCAAACGCUAUUGAUUUUCCGGGAAUUUGACUCCUUAACAAGGCAAUUCAUGGAUAUAUUAUUGCAUGAUACACCAAGUGUUAUUACACAUGAGAGCAUAGUAAAUUUUGAGAUUGAUAUUAAUUAUUUAGAAAGCAUUAUUCCUAGGAUAUUCCCCUCUACUCCAGGUACUAUAGAUAGUAAUGGUUAUCAGUCGCCAAUGACGCCUUCAACGCCCACUUUUCCAAAUUCCAACGGCGUUGACGCUCCAACGUUAUUUGAGAAUAACAUUAAAUCGCUAGAAGCUACAUUUAUGGAAUUGAAGCAGUGUAUAGAGCUACUGAAGACACAGGGAAGAGACUAUAAUGAACCGGAAAUAAGGUUAAGAAAAUACUCAAGAAUCAGAAAAGAAGAUGCUGCUUUAUUGUUAAGCAAAAUCAAGCACUUCGUAUCACCCAUAGAGGGAACUAACGAUGAUAAUAAUAGCGUUAUGGAUAGCAGUAGCAUAUUUAACAAUGAUUCAGCAAGUGCUAUUGACUCUAAUACAAGUAGAAUAGCCAAAUUCUUCAACAGACGUUAG